AUGCACUUAGCUAUCGAAUUUCCAAAGCUCUCAUUUCUGAAGGCCGAUGUUUAUAUUUUAUUUCAACUGUUAUACAUAGAAAAGUCUAUUUCACAAAUUAAACCUAUCUCCGCCUUCUUCUGCCGUCUGUGUAUGGAACUGAAGAAGGCAAGCAAAAUAUCUAUUAAAAAGACUGCCAGAUAG
Molecule: messenger RNA, 183 nt
Organism: Penicillium expansum
Lineage: Eukaryota; Fungi; Ascomycota; Eurotiomycetes; Eurotiales; Aspergillaceae
Exons: 1
Coding region: 1-183 (60 amino acids)
Source: RefSeq, a predicted model, not a curated record